This is a messenger RNA of Xenopus tropicalis (tropical clawed frog), 1462 nucleotides long. The record is from RefSeq and is a predicted model, not a curated record. Lineage: Eukaryota; Metazoa; Chordata; Amphibia; Anura; Pipidae.
GGAAAACCCCGCGGCGGCCGCUUUGGGCACGAGCCGGAGAGUUCGCGAUUCUUCUGUUCCCGAAUCCGCCCGCUCCCGCGCCUCCCACCGCGCUCAGCAGCGCCGCCACCAGCCUGCGGGAACGCACUGCAGCCUCCCCCCCCCACCUCCUCCUCCUCCUUUCUUCCGACUCUCAAUGUUCGGCAGCCGGCCGGAGCCUGCUCGUUUCCCCGGCUCUGCGUUCCCAGGAUCUCCCGGCGGCAGCGGCACACACAGCGGCGUGAGGAGAGCAGGGACCGGCGCGCCCGGAAGAUUGCAUCCAGAAGAAACAGAAUCCAUCAAGAUGUCUAGUGAUAGACAGCGCUCAGAUGAUGAAAGCCCUAGUACCAGUAGUGGAAGUUCAGAUGCUGACCAGCGAGACCCACCAGCACCAGAACCUGAAGAGCAAGAAGAAAGAAAACCCUCGGCGGUCCAACAAAAGAAAAAUACCAAACUGUCCAGUAAAACCACUGCUAAGCUGUCCACUAGUGCUAAAAGGAUUCAGAAGGAGUUGGCUGAAAUAACCCUUGAUCCUCCUCCGAACUGCAGCGCUGGACCAAAGGGGGACAAUAUUUAUGAAUGGAGAUCUACGAUUCUUGGACCUCCAGGAUCAGUAUAUGAGGGGGGUGUAUUUUUCUUGGAUAUCACAUUUUCAUCUGAUUAUCCCUUUAAGCCACCAAAGGUCACUUUUCGCACCAGAAUCUAUCACUGUAAUAUUAACAGCCAGGGAGUAAUCUGCUUGGAUAUUCUGAAAGAUAACUGGAGUCCAGCAUUGACUAUAUCAAAAGUUUUGCUAUCUAUUUGUUCCCUCUUGACAGACUGCAAUCCCGCUGAUCCACUGGUCGGAAGCAUAGCCACUCAGUACCUGACCAACAGAGCCGAGCAUGACAGGAUAGCGAGACAGUGGACCAAGAGAUAUGCUACAUAAACUGUACAGUGAAAAGCACAAGGCAUCUGUACAAUGUGCAACAAAUCUUUAUAGCCUUUACAAUACGGACUUCUGUGUAUAUGUUAUACUGAUUCUACUCUCUGCUUUUAUCCUAUGAAGACUGGUAUACUGCCCCAAAAGGUAAAUACUAAGAAGAGUAGAACUUUGUAGCUGUAGAUUAGUAAUGUUAAAAUGCCUACUUGCAAGUCUUGCUUCUUUGGGAUAUCAAAAUGUAUUUUGUGAUGUACUAAGAAUACUGUUCCAAACCAAAUAUUAUAGUGCAUUUUAGCCUAAUUCAUUAUCUGUAUGAGGUUAUUAAAGUUAGCAGUAGAUUACUAGAAAUUGUCAUUUGUAUUAAACCCAGAAAUAUUUCCAAUUAUGUGGUAGACACUGUUGUGAAAACUGUUUUACCUUUUGUCAGUUUGAACUGAAAAGAUUUCCUUUAUUCCUUUGUAGCUCAGAGAGCACCCAAAUGUAUUAUCCCAAACACACAAUAAACAUGUUCCCUAAGGUGUA